Molecule: messenger RNA, 2120 nt
Organism: Ylistrum balloti
Lineage: Eukaryota; Metazoa; Mollusca; Bivalvia; Pectinida; Pectinidae
Product: COP9 signalosome complex subunit 3-like
Exons: 14
Coding region: 31-1308 (425 amino acids)
Biological process (GO): ubiquitin-dependent protein catabolic process
Cellular component (GO): COP9 signalosome
Source: RefSeq, a predicted model, not a curated record
UUUCCAACUACUGGAGCGAUAUCAUCAGCAAUGGCCGGUGCACUGGAAAAUUACGUGAACACCGUCCAGAACUUAUCAUCACAGGGUAACUUUGCCCAGUUAUGUGAGUUUAUUGGUAAGAGUGCUGAUACAUUAGCCAAGAAUGCCAGUCACCUAGACAACGUGUUAGCUACACUGGACAUCCAACAACACUCCCUUGGAAUUCUGGGAAUCCUAUGUGUGAAGUACAACAUGCCGAACAUUCCUGAUUUUGAGACGUUGUUUGUACAAACUCAGGAAUUCAUCAACAGUUGUAAUGGAGAACAUGUACGAUACGCUACAGACAGUUAUUCAGAUUUGUGUCAUAAGCUGACGGUUAAUCUUGUGGAACAAAAACAGCCAAUGAGAGGCAUCAGUAUCCUGACAAAGUCCAUCAACAAAAUACAACUAUUUGAGUCUCAGCUAACCUCUAUACACGCCGACUUGUGUCAGCUCUGUCUUCUGUCUAAGAAUAUGAAACCAGCGUUACAAUUCCUGGAUGUCGACAUCACAGACAUCAGUAAAGAGGGAGGACAUUAUGAUGCUAAGGAUUUCCUACUUUAUUAUUACUAUGGUGGAAUGAUCUACACGGCCCUUAAAAACUACGACCGAGCACUCUAUAUGUAUGAAAUUGUGGUCACAACUCCAAGCAUGGCUGUCAGCCACAUUAUGUUGGAAGCCUAUAAAAAAUACAUCCUCACAGCUCUCAUUUUACAUGGAAAAGUUCCCAAUGUUCCUAAAUACACAUCACCAGUUGUUGCCAGGUAUAUUAAACCCCUGUGUCAGUCGUACCAUGACCUAGCUUCUAUUUAUGCUUCAAACAAUCCCGCAGAUCUACACACAACUGUAACAAAACAUGUGGAAGUUUUUAUAAGGGACAACAACAUGGGCCUGGUUAAACAGUGUAUCACAUCAAUGUUCAAAAAAAAUAUUCAACGACUUACCAAGACAUUUUUAACUUUAUCGUUAACUGACAUGGCCAAUAGAGUUCAACUUUCUGGACCGAAGGAGGCUGAGAAAUAUGUCUUACACAUGAUUGAAGAUGGUGAAAUCUACGCUACAAUUAAUCAAAAAGAUGGCAUGGUUCGCUUCCAUGACAACCCUGAACAGUACAAGAGUGCCGCUGUGUUAGCCCAGAUAGACAAAGAGAUGCAGAAAUGUAUGCAACUAGAUGAGAAAUUAAAGGAGAUGGAUCGAGAAAUAGAGGUGAACCCACAAUAUGUACAAAAGAGUUCAGGAAUGCAUGAAGAUGAAUUACCUGGAAGUUCUACCAAGGGUCAAGGAUAUUAAUGGAUACUUAAACAAUGGUGCAAAUGUACUCAAAAUGAGACAUUUAUAUCAAAAGUGAUACUCACUCGGAUAUGGAAGUUACAUAAAGAGAACAAAAUUUAACAAUCCAUAGAAAGUGCUUAUUCAGUGUAGCGGGAAGACUCCGAGGAAAGAAGUCAUUAUGAGUUAGUCAUUGUUGCUCUGAGGGAUCAUCAUAGAUCUGUAAUCAACAAGUUUGUUUGUGUUAGCAAUGACCUGUCAGAGGUGAUAAUCAUAGAUAACAUAUGUUGAUGUUCUGUUGUGGAACUAAAGAUUUGUAUUUUUACAGAUUCCAUUGCUGCAAAUUCCUCAUAUUGUCAUUAGUUAUUUACAAGUUCUGGUACACUGAUACUUUUCUGGGUGUCAGAUACAUAUAUGCAUACAAACCUGUAGAUUUUGGAUACAGACACAAGAUAUCUGCUAUCCCAUAGUGCUACACUAAGUGACAAUUGCUAUACCACAGUGCUACACUAAGUGACGUUGAAGUCUGGAACUACAUUAUUCUAAUUCAAGACUUUGAAGUGCAUUUAAAAUGACAUAUAUUUGCAUUUGGAAUUCCGUUGUCAAGUUUUAAGACUUUUUUUUUUAAAAGAUGUCCCAGAAACGAGUCGUGAUGUAUACACAAAGAGUAUGAAAAGUCUUCUGUUUGGUCUAGUUGCAGAACUUUCCGUAGGUUUUGAACUUCAGUGCUACACCUAUGGGUACAAGUUCCCUAUCUACAUAUAUAUUUAUGAGAGGAUGAUUUCAUAACCACAUACAAAUGGAAUUAAAAAUAAAAAUUUCUGUGAUACAAA